Fonsecaea erecta is the source of this 789-nucleotide messenger RNA. RefSeq lists its product as hypothetical. The transcript is spliced from 2 exons. Gene Ontology annotation, cellular component: Mis6-Sim4 complex. The coding region runs from base 1 to 789 and encodes 262 amino acids. The record is from RefSeq and is a predicted model, not a curated record. NCBI's taxonomy places the organism in Eukaryota, Fungi, Ascomycota, Eurotiomycetes, Chaetothyriales, Herpotrichiellaceae.
AUGGACGAACCAUCCAUCUCGGCGCUCAAAGCAGCCUUCAUCCGCUCCCAAGUCCGCCAACUCGAAACACCGCUAGAGCCAUCGACGCAAUGGCGCGAUUUGCUGCCCGAGACCGAGGAGGGCCAUCUUAGCGACAAGCUGAUCCAGGACCUCGUUUCCAAAGUCAAUGACAAAAUCAAACAGCACAACCGCCUCAUCUUCUCCACACAGUCGCAGCGCCACGUCGCCGAGCAGAUCGAGUCGCUGCACUGGGCGCGCGCGUCGGCAGACUCCUCGUCGUCGGUGCGCGCCGUAGAGCUCGACACGGUCGCGGUCCGCCGGGACGCAGACCUGACGGACCCAGACUUCAUCGCGUCCCUGCCGCAUGAGUAUGACGCCCUCCAUGUACACCCGGACCACGCAGCCCGACGAGCAGGAGAAGAGGAACAGGAGCAGGGAGAAAGGGACGCGGAAGAAGACCAACACCGAUACACCCGUAUGCGCGAAGAGUUGCUCUCCCUCAGCCGGCAGAGAGACGCGUUGAAGGCCAAACUCGCCCAGUACCGGCACCUACAGAAACUGACGGAACCGCUGCGCGAGCCGCACGAGAACAUUCAGCCCAAUCUGGUCACCAGGGACGGCGAGCUGAGCCAGCAACUAGACCGCACGAGGGUGCUGCUGGCGCGGGUCACGGCGCGGGUGGGUGAGAUGGGGAAGGCAAAAAGGUCGCGUCAAGAGGACCCGUCAACAGCGCCGCAGACGGAUCAACAGAAACUCGCAUGGGUGAUGGGACGAAGCGAGCUGGGAUGA